CGAACGUCACAACUCUAGAAAGUGGUGAGCUGGCUUUCGAAUAGCAACACAAUGACCAAGCUCCUGGAGUGGCUUCUUGGUGUGUCGCUGAUCAGCAUGGCAUGGGGACUCGUUACCUUUGACCUCCUUGAUUUGCAGUUGCCUCCUCAGUAUAGAGAGCUGGCGUGGCCAAUCCCUGUGUAUCUGCUGGUGGCGUUUGGGUGUUAUUCACUGACAACUGUUGGCUACCGUGUGGCCACGUUUAAUGACUGUGAGGACGCAGCCAAAGAGUUGCAAUCACAAAUAAAAGAAGCCAAAGAGGACUUGAAGAAGAAAGGACUGAAGAUGUGAGAAUAACAUCUUACUGUUUCUCACAUGCAUCAACUGUUUUGUAUUUUGUUUUCAUAUUACAAAUGCAAACAUAGUCUAAUUGUUUCUGUCUACUUUGUGAUGUCUGUAUUGUAUGCACUCAGAGCUGCAGCUCAAAGCUGUCCCAGCUUGGUUCAAGUCUUUUCUUCCACACGAUAUUAAUAAUAGUUUGAAAUGUAAACACCUGCACAUGUGUGAAUGAUCUAUUUCCAGCAUUAUGACCAUCUUAUUUAAAACAUUACAGUCAGGCACAUGCACGUAUUGUCAAUGUAGAGCAGUGCUAUUUCUGUACAACCUCCAGAGUGUGUGUAUUUGCACUGGCCUGGGAAUGAAUAUGUUUUUUUUGAACCAGUUGUUUUUAGCGGAGUCAGAAUUCUGUGUCAGACUUAGAAACAAACCCACAAUGUAGAUUUGUGCUUGCACAAGGACAGCGUUUCAGUAAAUCAAAAUAUGUGGAAUAGAAUUUUGAUUUAAAAUAUGAACCAUGGGACUGUGCUAAGGCUCACAAACUUUAAUAAGGGGUAAACCCUUAAAUAAGGGUUCUACGCAAUUUUUAUGGUAUCCAAGUAGUUUAAAGCACUUCUUAACAGAAGUGUCCUACAUAGGGCUUUUUUAAUUAAAAAAUAUAUAUUUGUUUGUUAUUGACAGCUGUAUGGGGUUUAUUUUAUGACACCAAAAUCUAUUUUUUACUUUACUGGAGGCUACUGAAAGACUUAAGAGGUAGCAUAAUGUCUACCUGUCUAAUCUCUCUCUCUCUCUAUAUACUGUAUAUAAUCUGUAUGUAUAUUAACAUUAACAUUUUUGUAUUUUUGGACCAGUUUUAAAGUUUUAUUUGAUUUUUCUUCCUGAAAUCCAACCUUCUGCUGGGAUCAGUAUAAUCCUGAAUUUAUUUUUUUUUUGGACCAAAGCUAUCCGAAUCUUACUAAAGAGUUUUGAACAACACAAACUGGUGAUUUGGUCCAGAUCAAAACCAAGACUAUAUUUUGUGAUCUAAUUUGAUUCCAGAAUUUUUUUCUUUUGAGCAACCCAUUUUCAAGAUUUGAUUCAUUUCAAUAGCUCAAAUCUGAUCAGAUUACUUUCAAACAACUUGCCCCCGGGGUUAAACACUAUCAUGUGAAAAACCAGCAAACAUGUUGAAAAAGGCUAUUUUUUUAAUUGCUUAUCAUUUUGAAAAUUAAUGUUUGAUACACAAUACAUAGUGAUUCAUUCUCA
Carassius gibelio (silver crucian carp) is the source of this 1560-nucleotide messenger RNA. RefSeq names its product dolichol-phosphate mannosyltransferase subunit 3. The record is from RefSeq and is a predicted model, not a curated record. Gene Ontology annotation, cellular component: dolichol-phosphate-mannose synthase complex; endoplasmic reticulum membrane. Gene Ontology annotation, biological process: GPI anchor biosynthetic process. The coding region runs from base 52 to 330 and encodes 92 amino acids. Lineage: Eukaryota; Metazoa; Chordata; Actinopteri; Cypriniformes; Cyprinidae. The transcript is spliced from 2 exons.